Molecule: messenger RNA, 1046 nt
Organism: Cryphonectria parasitica EP155
Lineage: Eukaryota; Fungi; Ascomycota; Sordariomycetes; Diaporthales; Cryphonectriaceae
Exons: 3
Coding region: 1-831 (276 amino acids)
Source: RefSeq, a predicted model, not a curated record
AUGGAUACUAUUAAUUCUAUUGCCUCCUCUGCCUCCAAGGCCAUCUGGGGCGAGAACGCUGACAACAAUACCAACGCCGCCGCCGCAGACGGUACUACCACCACUACCACCAACACCAACACGACCACCAACGAAACACAGGGCCAGGAGCCAGUCUCUGGCAAGCAAGGCGAUACCUCAAAGGGCGAGCCGUUCGACGCUGGCAACAUCGAACCCACUCAGACCGGCGACAACGCCGCCACAGAGAGCAAAGACACCACCACAGCGAGCAAGGGCCCCACCUCAGAGCAUCCCUCCACCACAGGCGACACAGGCUUCAAGGCCGCCCAGGCCGACGUCCGCGAUCCCGACACCAACCCCACAACUGACCCCAAGAAGGAAGAAGAGCGCAAGAAUGUCGACGACACGGGCAGCGUGGACGCGUCCGAAAACCCAGGCAAGGUGGACGGGCCCGGUCCCCGGCCGAUCGAAGACGUCGCCAGGGAGCGGGGUGGUGACGCUGGCCAGGACGGCACCGGCGCGGGUGCAGGCGCUGAGGGUCAGGAAGAGGGAAAGGAAGGUGAGCCGCUGGGUAGCAGUGGCGAGAACAAGGGGUCUGGCGAGGAGUACGUCAAGAGCUCUGGCCUGCAGGCAGACGGCGGAGACUUUGACGCCACGAAGCCUGGUGCUGGGCGUGAAGCCGAUCGCCUUCUAGAGGAGAAGGGAAUCCACAACCCAGCUGUGGAGGAUGCAAAGAGGUCAGAAGAGACGUCGGCCGGCUCGGAGUCGUCCGACUCCAAGGAGAAGAAGAGUCUGAAGGACAAGAUCAAGGCCAAGCUGCACAAGAACUAGAAUCCCCUGUGGUGCUACCGGGUUCUUUCCUAACGACAUGCCUGAGGGUUGAAAAGGUCAUGGACAUGAAUUAUGCUUUUUACGCUUUUGUAAUAUGAGGCGGUAGAAAGAGGAGAAGGCGCGGAAACGUAAGGGGGCAAAGCGCUUAGAUACCUAUCUGGAUGCGAGUGUAUUUUGUUUUAUGGCAGGAUAUAAUCAUGACCACGAACUACUUC